ACAGUGGUCCAGUACCUGACCAGGGUGUACCAGUCCUCAGGAGGUGUUUCACUGGGACAUAACCACCAUGCCAAAAGUCCUGCUGCCAGAGACCGAUGACAAGAUAAGGGCCUUGGCGGAGAAGGUCUUUGCAUCGGAGACCAAAGAUGAAAACAUCCGUGAUGAAAUCUCCAUGUUCGAUGUGGCUGAGGAUUGUCCAAUCCUGCACCACGAGAUGGCCCACCAUCUGCACACUGAUGACGACGCAGAGAAACGAAAAAGGCUUCAGCGUUGUCGCACUGUGUGCUCUCCUGCUGCUGGUGCCCAGGCAUCUGCUGGUCGUGUGGUGUCUGCUGCAGUGGACUCACCCACUUACCUGGAAGUUCCCGAUUUUCAGAGAGUGGCCAUCCUCGGUGACUACGCUUCUGGGGUGACCAUGGAUGACUUCGAGCUGGCCUGUAAGGGUCUGUACCGCGCCCUGACCAUCAGGGAGAAGUACAUGAGACUGGCCUACCAGCGUUUCCCACGAACAGCCUCCCAGUUCCUGCGUCAAAUGGAGGGAGAGACCUUCAAAAUCGAAGAUCAGGUGCAGCCAGUUUUCACUCCUCCUCCGAAGGCUGGGGAGGACCCCUUUGACACUUCCAGCCUGCCUAAGGAUCUGGGCUACGUGGCCCGUAUGAAGGAUGGUCUCAUGUUUGUGUACAACGACGCUGCAGCUGCUGACAAACAUCAGCCCAAAGACCUGCCCCAUCCAGACUACAACACCUUCAUCGACGACAUGAACUUCCUCAUCGCCCUCAUUGCACAGGGUCCAACUAAGACGUACGCACAUCGUCGUCUGAAGUUCCUCAUGUCCAAGUUUAACGUGCACGAGAUGCUGAACGAGAUGGAGGAGCUAAAGGAGCUGAAGAUGAACCCCCACAGGGACUUUUACAACUGCAGGAAGGUGGACACUCACAUCCAUGCUGCUGCCUGCAUGAACCAGAAGCAUCUGCUGCGCUUCAUCAAGAGGUCUUACCGUGUGGAUGCUGACCGGGUUGUGCACAACCUUAAAGGGAAGGAAGUCACCAUGAGAGAGCUGUUCGAGUCUCUCAACUUGCAUCCCUACGACCUCACUGUGGACUCUCUGGAUGUGCACGCUGGCAGACAAACCUUCCAGCGCUUCGACAAGUUCAACGCCAAGUACAACCCUGUGGGAGCCAGCGAGCUGCGUGAUCUCUACCUGAAGACAGAAAACCACAUCAAUGGAGAAUACUUUGCCACAAUCAUCAAGGAAGUAGCCAGUGACCUGGAGGACGCCAAAUAUCAGUAUGCUGAACCUCGUCUGUCUAUCUACGGAUGUAACCCAAACGAGUGGUCCAAACUCUCAGGCUGGUUCGUCAAACACAGAGUCUUCUCCCCCAACCUCAAAUGGAUGAUUCAAGUUCCCAGGAUCUAUGACAUCUUCAGAGGCAGGAACUUUGUGCCCCACUUUGGGAAGAUGUUAGAAAACAUUUUCCUCCCCGUGUUCCAGGCCACAAUCGACCCGCAGUCCCACCCAGAGCUCAGCAUCUUCCUCAAACACGUGACAGGCUUCGACAGUGUGGACGAUGAGUCCAAACACAGCGGUCACAUGUUCUCCACCAAGAGUCCUAAACCAGAGGAGUGGGACAUCAGCAAGAACCCGUCCUACACCUACUACAUCUAUUACAUGUACGCCAACAUCGCUGUCCUCAACCAGCUGCGCAGGCAGAGGGGGAUGAACACGUUCAUGUUCAGGCCUCACUGCGGGGAGGCCGGGGCCAUCACCCACCUGCUGGCUGCCUUCAUGACUGCUGACAACAUCUCUCACGGCCUUAAUCUCAAGAAGGGUCCUGUGCUGCAGUACUUGUACUUCUUGACCCAGAUCCCAAUCGCCAUGUCUCCUCUCAGCAACAACAGCCUUUUUCUUGAAUAUGCCAAGAACCCGCUGCUGGAGUUCCACCAGAAAGGCUUGAUGGUGUCUCUGUCCACUGACGACCCCAUGCAGUUCCACUACACCAAGGAACCACUGAUGGAGGAGUACGCCAUCGCAGCUCAGGUCUUCAAGCUGAGUACUUGCGACAUGUGUGAGAUUGGCAGGAACAGCGUGCUGCAGAGUGCCUUGUCUCAUGAGGAGAAGAUCCACUUCCUGGGUUCAGAUUACCUCAAGGAGGGUCCGGAGGGCAAUGACAUCCGUAAAACCAACGUGGCUCAGAUCCGAAUGGCGUAUCGCUUUGAGACGCUGUGCUACGAGCUCAACCUCAUCAAGGAGGGCUUGAAGGCCGAGUAAACACUUUUGAAGGCUUAAAAAGGCUCCUGCAUUCGUUUUU
Nematolebias whitei (Rio pearlfish) is the source of this 2309-nucleotide messenger RNA. It is a transcript of the gene ampd1, whose product is annotated as adenosine monophosphate deaminase 1 (isoform M). The record is from RefSeq and is a predicted model, not a curated record. Gene Ontology annotation, cellular component: cytosol. The coding region runs from base 68 to 2269 and encodes 733 amino acids. NCBI's taxonomy places the organism in Eukaryota, Metazoa, Chordata, Actinopteri, Cyprinodontiformes, Rivulidae. Gene Ontology annotation, molecular function: AMP deaminase activity. The transcript has 15 exons. Gene Ontology annotation, biological process: IMP salvage; AMP metabolic process.